AGCGGCAGAGGAAGAGAGAGAGAUGGGACAGCGCGCGCCCCGUUCGUCGUAGCGUGCGCGCCGACGAGCCAGUGUUAGUCCACCGUGUGUGACGGGAGAGUAUUCAUUCAUAAAACUCAGCGAGAGAAGAGUGAGGGCUAGAGGCCUGCGCCGUUGCUGCCGCUGCCGCUGCCGCUGUCGCUGCCGCUCCACUCCGCUCCACCGCUGUCGCGUCGUGCGAUCGUAGCGUGGUGGGGGAGUCAAGUGUUUUUCGUCUCCCUCUCGCACGUCCCUUCCAGUUCCGUCGUCGAUCUCGCUCGUUCUUCCCGUCUCGUGCUCGCUCACGCGUACGUUUCGACUUUUCUCUCUCCUUUUGUCUCCUUUUGUCUCCGUCGCUCCGUUAAUUCCACCUGGAUAUCUGCCCUACGGAUGAUGGCUCACGUUGAACGUUUUUACGUUCUUCGCGAGACAGCUCCGGUCUCAGUCGUAUUUUCGGAUUGUAUUCCCGUAUUCGCGCGUAUCUGCUUAACGUUUUUCCCUUCUCCUCCGAGCCCUCCCCCAUUCAGCUGAAAAUACCGCCGCUCACUCUUACCGUGUCUCUCCUCUGGGCCUACGUAUAUUAAGAAUCUUCGCGUCUACGUCUCUUUUCGCAUAAUUCGGCCUCGCUCGGUCUCUUCUUUCCUCCUCUCGCUUCCGAACGCUUUCGUCUCUCUUUCUUUCUCGGUCUCCGCGCGAGUUGCUAUCUACGGCACGCUUCCCCUAUAAUAAACCGUGUCCCUUGCCGCCCACCUCCUUCGCGCGUCCUCAUCUCCUUCCGUUCUUACGCCUCGCUCCCCUCUGGCAUCCGCGAGCGCACGUAUACGUAUACACACACACACGUAGCGCGACUGUCAUGCGACUUAGCCAUCCGUGACACCGGAGUCACGAUGAGGAAACCGGCGGCGGCGGCGGUGGCGGCGAUCGUCUUACUCUCGUUCGUCACUCUCCCGCCUCCCGUUGCGUCGGUUCCCCUUUGACGUAGCGUGCAAAGAAAGCGACUUCCAACGUUUUACCUCGCAUUUUACCGCAUCGUUCUGCGGCUCCCCCGAAAAUACGGUUCCCCGCAAAACUCGCGUGUUCGCCUGAGUGAGUCGUGUGAAACGAAUCUGAACCGGCGCGGCGCGGCUCGUCGCUGGUCCCCUUUACCGGACCGUUGACGCCCGUGAAAUCCCAGCCGGUCUCGCGAAUACGUAAGACGCGAUCGGAGACGCAUCCACUUCCCCUCUCCGAGAGAAAGAGAGAAGCAUCAAGACGCUCGUCUCCCUUCUCUCGCUCUCUACCUUCUCCUCCCUUUCCCUCUACUUUUCUCCUGCACCUUUGCUCUCCUCUACCUCUCUUCUUCUUCUUCUUCUUCUUCUUCGUUGGAGUUUCUGCCCCUCGUGCCUCUCUCACUCUCCCUCUUUCUCUCUUUCUCUCUCUCUCAGGCCGGCGUGUACGCACUUACCUGCGGAACGCGGUCGUACGUGUCCGACAGUGGCGCUUCGGCUUAACGAACUCCGGUGGCGCCGAAGGAAAGAUCGUUUCGUGGCCGGGGCGGCGGAUCACCUCGAUCCUCAGCCGCGCGAUACACAACACACGGUCCCGAGUACGAGAAGCGUCCGUGACGCGCGGCGAUACGUGCGUGCGCUCUCUUGGCCUCUCUCGCCGCGUUCAGUGCGCGGCGUCUCGCGUGUGCGCGUUCCCUCUCUCUCGAGAGAGACACAAGUGCGUCAAGUGUGCCGCGCUUACCUCAGCGAUCAGAUUAUUGUGUCCAGCGCGCACGAGGGAGGAUAGCCUGGCUGGCCUCUGACCCUCCCGUGUCGCCGUGAAUUCGGACGCUGAACGAAGUAGUAGAGGGCCACUCGCCUCGCCUGUUCUCUGACGACGUUUCAUAUUUUCGGACUCUCGCUCCUUCCAUCGUCGGAGUAUUCGCUCUAUCUCGCCGCGCCGCCCUCCGAACGUGUCCCUCUUUGCUCCUCCCCAGCCCCGGUGGGACGACGGUGGUCCCGGAGCAACGGGCGGUUGCGCAAGCAGGUAUUCGGAAAUAACCCGUGUGGGUCGCAGUUAUGAAUUGAUAGCAAACACAUGGUGGACACGCCGCGCGCCGUGCUCCGCGGCCCGCGUCCGCCCGCCCGACCAGUAGCGCGCCUCGUCGACGCUCCCGGAUCUCUUCUCUCGGCCUCUCGCCAUUGAUAAGUCGAAACUGUCAGCGACCAGCCAACGGCCGCCGAUUGUGUGCGCGUGUGUGUGUGUAUGUGUACGUUACAUCGCGACGCCGCGCCGCCGAGUGUAAACAACGAUCGGCGAUCUCAAUGGCAUUGGACGAUCGUUUGUCCUCUCGAGAAACGGCGCAUUGUCCUCGCGCCACGAAAGGUGUAUUCGUCGCCGAGUGAUUUGACGCCGAUGACAUCGGUCGGUUCGUCGCUCGUCGAGAGGAACUCUCGUGCAUUAUGGGAUAGACGGCCAGCCAGGUCUCUGCGUCUCGUGGGCUGAAUAUCGGUAUGUGAUCGUCGGCGAAAUCGAGUUCGACGUUACGCACGUGAAUGAACUGAUGAGUGACGGGUCGUCUUCGAAGGAACACGAGUUCGAUAGCGAAAUAUAAGGGAGAAACGGACGAAUGACACACUGACAAGCCUGGACUACGUGCAUGUGCAGUGAUUACGCAAGAUCGGCACUCAUGUACGUUGAUUACGGCGGCGACACUUACGCCGGAAUGGGAAUCAAGGCCAUGAAGUCCUUUGGCAGGUCCAGAGAUAUACCGGCGCAAGUGCCGCCGUUAACACCUGGGACCAAUAAGAAGAUGACCGAGGCUCUAGAGGCCUCCUUCGCGUCUUGGGAAAAGGAACGACUCCGCCUGAAUAUAACUAAAGACCCAAGGCAAUGGUCGGAAGCAGCUGUUGCCCACUGGUUGCAGUGGGCUAUUGGGGAAUUCUCGUUGGAGGGUGUGGCGAUGCAGCCGUGGCAGCACAUGACCGGGAAACAGAUUUGUGCCAUGGGGAAGGAAUCCUUUCUAGCACGUGCCCCCGCCUUCAUGGGCGACAUCCUGUGGGAGCAUCUCGAGAUCCUGCAGAAAGAUGUCGACGCAGCGAAGGCCUCUCUGGAGAACGUGCCGGCGAACUUGUAUGAAAGCGUAUGCGUGCCAGAGUUAAGCGAUUAUUUGGGAUACCAGGGUGGCGGCCAUCAAGUGGCAACACCAGAACAUAAAAACCCAUCGACGCCCGCCAAUUCGGCCACCUCCAACUCCUCCGGUCCUCCUCAGAGCGGUACGCAACAACAACCCCCGAUACAACCCUCUUCGGGCGCGGUGUCCCUGCCAUCGAGACAGUAUCAUAACGAUGGCGGCUAUAAUCACCUCCGCAGUCCCGUGUGCCAAGACGAAAGUCAAAGAGACGAAACGUCACCUCCACCCCACAGCCAUAGCACCCAACCACCAACCUCUCAUUCUAGUACCCCUAACAGUAAUAACAACAACAACAACAAUAACAAUGCCAACAACGCGUAUAUCCAUCUACGGAAUUUAAAUCAGCUCAAAACGGAAUCGAACUACAGCAAUCAUCACAUAGCCGAGCAUCUUCAAGGCGGUGGCGGUGGCCUGGGCAGCGGGGGCGAACUCGCGGGUGCAGGUAGCAACGAAAGCGACUUGAGAGUCAGCGCGACCGCUACGGAGAGUUACAUGACGCCGGCGCAUUAUUCGGGAUACGACGAGGCGUCCGAGUAUCACAGCCUGUCGCAAGAUCACCAGGCGCCGCAUCCGUACAAUUUGGAUAGCUCGUCGGAUUUUUAUGGCGCCAGCGGGAUCCACAUCGAGCCCAAGUACCAGCCGUCACCGUUCAAGAAUUACCCUCGAGGACGCUAUCAUGAGGGUUACAGCGAGAGCGGCGGAUACGGACAGUACGAUGCGACGCCGUUCCAAACGGUUCCCGGAAGCGGGAGCGGUACUGGAGGCGGUGGCGUCGGUGGUGACCAGUGGAGUGUCGGUCUUGGGGAUCAUCUGCCUCAUCACCCCGCGUUUCUUGCGGGACUUGGACCACGAGACUCUUCCAAUCCUCAUCAUCCCACAUCUAUCGCCAAUAAUACGGACCAAAAGCCGUUACUGCAGAGCUCGAUGCUCACCGGUUAUCCAGGUGGCGGCCCACCAUGUUUCACUGGUUCAGGUCCGAUUCAAUUGUGGCAAUUUCUGUUGGAGCUCCUAACUGACAAAGCGUGUCAGGGUUUCAUCUCGUGGACCGGCGACGGUUGGGAAUUCAAACUGACCGAUCCGGACGAAGUGGCACGCCGCUGGGGUAUUCGCAAGAAUAAACCCAAGAUGAAUUAUGAGAAGCUGAGCCGAGGCUUACGCUAUUACUACGACAAGAACAUUAUACACAAAACUGCUGGCAAGCGAUAUGUAUAUCGCUUUGUAUGCGACUUACAAAGUCUACUAGGAUACAGUCCUGACGAGAUACAUGCAAUGGUAGACUUGAAGCCCGAGAAGAAGGAAGAAGACUGAGUUUUUUGUUAAUGAACAUGUGCUUUAGGACUGUAUCGCACAGAUAAACGAAAUGUAAUAAUACAAAUUCUUCGCAUUGAACAUGCAAGAAUGAAGGAAAAUGGAAGGACGAAAUAUCCAUACGAUGAAAUCGCUAUGAAAUAAGUAUAUUCAGAUGCAGAAGACUGUGAUAGUCCGUCUUCUUUAUUCAGAUAUGAACAAAAAUCGAAUCGGUCGUAUGUACCAAAGACAGGGUCUGCAUACCAUUGGUGCCUAAAGUUGAAUAAAUCGCGGAUUUGUUUCUAAGUGAUUGAUUUAUCACAGCAGAUUUUAGAGGAUAUUUAUAGGAAUAACUCGUCAAUUUAUACAUAUAUAUAUAAAUAUAUAUAUAUAUAUUUUUAAUGUUACAUGAUUUUUCAACGCUAUACUAGCGUCAAGAUACUUGGUGAUGCCGCUAAAUUAUUUAUGUCUCAUCAUUUUAAUAUGUGUGUUAUAUCUCGUUGAUAGAUGACUCGAUAUGUGAUUGUUAUUACAAUAAUUUUACAAUGAAUACAAUGUAACUAUACAGCGAGCUUCUCAAUUCGAUACUCUUUUAUGCUUUUUUUCUCUAUGUAUAGAUUUAUUCAAAAAUUUAGAAAUUAAAUUUUUAAACUCUUCUUCCAAGCUCGCUUUUCUAAAAGAAGAAACAUGUAUUUUAUAUUAUUUCUUAAUUAUUGAAUAUGUCUAGUAUGUGCUCGCGAUAUAUUAAAUAUAUUUAAUAUGUCCAAAUGUAAUAAGAACUCUCUGUUACUGAUGUAAUUUAAAGAAAAAGCGUUGCUGAUGAAAAGAGUAUGCUGUUAAUUUAUAUAAUUUUUCAUAAAAAUAAUCUUUUAAGGAUAAACUUUGCUUUUGUUUGCUAAGAUAUUCUCAUCGAGAGAUUGUGCAUUUACAUUUUUAAAUACAACGCAAAUAAUUUAUCUGAUGCGAGAUGAUGAGAAAGAAAAGGGCCAUGUGCAACCAGUGUUCCAUAAUAAUUAACAGAUUCGGAAAAUGAGAGAGUUCUAUUUACUUUUUCUUUCAAAAUUAUUUGUACAUAUUUAUAAAAGAAUAUACAUCGAUGACUAAUUUAUGUUUUGUAUUGCGACAAAUUUUAUAAAACAUUACAGUUAUCACGUUUAAGGUAUAAUUUUGUUUAUUUUAAGACAUACUCAUAAAUAUUGGAUAGAUUUAUUGGAAUAGACUUAAGUUGAUUUUUUUUGGCUCAUGGAACACUGGGUAAUGCAAUUGUAUCAAAUUUAUAGCAAUGUAUAACGAUAUAUCGUUCACAGUUAAAAUAGUUGUAUAUAUAUUGAUUUAUAUAUAUGUAUACAUAUAUACAUAUAUUUAAUAAUUAUAUAUACAUAUAACUAUUUUAUAUAAUUUGCGUAAAUGUUUUUGAUGAAUGUUUUUAUCAGUGGAUAUGUUAUAUUGGUUGUAAAUGAUGCGCAGAUAUAUUAAUAGCACAAAAAUUGACGGAUUGAAAUAAGAGCAAUAUACUUCCUAUUUUCCACGUGUCUUAUCUAAUAUAUACAAUAUAUAUAAUACAAGAUUAUUAUAUACAGGAGAGAAAACUAUUUAUCCUCAUAUUAUUUGUACGAACCAAUUUGUGCUCAGUUCUAAAUACACGAACUCACAGUUGAUUUAGACAUUUGGAUAAUAAAAGUUUGACUCGAAUUUUCCAAACAUCAGCUCUUAUUAUUAAAACUAAUAAGUAUUGGUAGACAAGAAAAGAGUGAACCUCUAUUAUCCAAACCUCAGUUAUCACAACUGUUUUGUUCUCCAAUAUAUUUGGAUAAACAGAGUUCUACUGUAAUAUAAUAAUAUAGAAUUAUAUAUAAUAUAUAAUUCUAUUUGGCAUUACAUAUAUGUGUAUGUAUGUACAAUUUAAACUAUUUUUAUAUCCGCUGUGUUUGUUAAGUUUCCAUGUACCAAAAUAAUUUAAACUACAAGAUAAUAAGAAACACACCGUAAUGUCUCUUUAGGCAUAAUUAACAGUAUACUAAUUUCAAAGACCGUUCGUGAGUUUAUUAUGUUGAUACGGAUUGUUAAGGAAAGACGUAAAAGUCGGUAGCAACUGAGGUUUCCCAAUGAUGAAUAAAGCUACCAUAAUCCUUCUAGCGCGGUUUAAUCGUUACGAAUAAAGUUUCUCCUAGUUGUGUCGUCGCCCGAAUGUUAAAUAAAUUAUAUUAAAUACUCUUAGAGCACCCCGAAAGUGCGCGAGGCGGAAAAACCGUGUAAAGCUACUCGAAUGUUAAUAUUAAGUUAUCGCGGUCUUGGCACUUGUUAUUAAAGAAAAAAAAGAGAGAGCCAUACUUCUUUUCCAGGAUUAUAUAUAGCAUUUUAAAAGAGAUACGAAUGCAGGAACUUUUUAGUAGAUGCAAUAAGAAAAAAAAAGAAUAAAGAGAUUUUUAUAAAUA
Solenopsis invicta (red fire ant) is the source of this 6900-nucleotide messenger RNA. It is a transcript of the gene pnt, whose product is annotated as ETS-like protein pointed. Bases 2645 to 4486 code for a protein of 613 amino acids. Gene Ontology annotation, molecular function: DNA-binding transcription factor activity, RNA polymerase II-specific; sequence-specific DNA binding. The transcript has 9 exons. Gene Ontology annotation, cellular component: nucleus. Lineage: Eukaryota; Metazoa; Arthropoda; Insecta; Hymenoptera; Formicidae. The record is from RefSeq and is a predicted model, not a curated record. Gene Ontology annotation, biological process: regulation of transcription by RNA polymerase II; cell differentiation.